Messenger RNA from Dicrocoelium dendriticum, 1431 nucleotides. Lineage: Eukaryota; Metazoa; Platyhelminthes; Trematoda; Plagiorchiida; Dicrocoeliidae. The record is from the annotation of a GenBank genome assembly.
AUGCAGGCAGCACUGGACACAAGCAUCCGAUUUGCAGAAAGCACCGAACUCUCCUCUGACUCUUCUGCGAUAACUGAGGAUUACCCAAAUUCCGAUGCCUCUACAGCACCUGGACCCAUCCCCCGUCGAAACAGGCCAAGAGCAACCUCCCACCCUACCACAACCCCUCGUCAAGCAGACGCUCCUGACGUACUUCCCGGUCCCUAUCCCGACUCCAGCCCUUCGAUUCCUACCGUACUUCCCUCCUCCACCCCACUACAGCCGCGGAUAAGGGUCGCACCUACUGAGCUUAACAGUGCCCCAGCCCAAAACGUCUCUCCCGUAACCUUUCGUUGCGAUCAAUGCCCGCGCACUUUCCGGCUCCGGUCCGGUUUACUGAGACACAAAGCAGCCCAUGCCCGAAACCCGGUUAUACGGUUAUUGCCACCCAUAACCCCAACCUGCUCCAUCUGUCAACAACAUUUCCAGAAAAUUGUAGGCCUUUCGCAGCACAUGCGGCACGUACACCCUUUGGAGUACAACGCCAAGUGCAUGCAACAGCUACUGCACCACACAAUGUGCUGGAGCACAUUGGAGGAUGCCACCUUGCUCCGGCUUGCACAACAACUCAGUAGCUCUCACUCACUGCUCCAGGAGCUUCUUCCGGCGAUACAUUCCUAUAUGCCAAGAAGGUCAGUGGACAGCAUAAAGAAGCGGCUACAGAUGCUCAAAUGGCAACGUCCAUCACCUAACGGUGCUUCAUCCUCAACGCGCUUGCCUACCAUUCACACCAACCGCCCCACGGAGGUAUCCUCCCCAUCGUCUCCAAGCCUAGACACCUCCGGUUCGUCCGGGGAGUCGCUUCACGCAGAUAUUAGGACCUCAACCGUGUUGAUUACACCAUAUGCGUUUCAAAACCCACGCGACGAUGCCGAGCAUAACGUCCUUCAGAUUCCCCUCCAGGGUUACAACAGCCUUCCAACAUCGCCCACGUCAGUUGCGGCCGAAAAACAUCAAAGUCCAAUUGCAGUCGAUCUAGACAUCACAACCUACAAUGAAUCAGUCAUCCAAGAGCACGGAGUAUUUGUGCCCCAAUGCACACAUCAACCUCCAUCGGUGGACCUAGACGAGUCAGGUGUUGUUGACCUAGCACUUCCGGCAACCGAAGCGUCCUCCACGCUAUCCGACACUAACCUCGACCAGGAUCCCUCGACAGAGGAUGAUGCACCUACCUCCUUCAUCCGACUAAUAGACGCGGCAAGCACCGCCUUACAAGCCGCGAACGUAAAGACUCAGCAAGUCCCCCCAAGCCUGGAUAUACCACCAUGCUCAGGUACCUCGGUACCUGGACACGGCCGUAUACCACAGGCCCGGUGUCCGAUGUAUAGCGUGCAUGAUAUGCACACUCACGCCAAGAUUGGCGGGAGUUUUUUACCUAUACAUAAGAUAUAG